Effrenium voratum is the source of this 204-nucleotide messenger RNA. The record is from the annotation of a GenBank genome assembly. NCBI's taxonomy places the organism in Eukaryota, Dinophyceae, Suessiales, Symbiodiniaceae.
AUGUUUAGUGAGGACCGCAACUUGCUAGACUUCGCGCUGUCCCUUUACAAUGGGCACGUGGACCCGAAGAAGAUUGAAAGCUGCCUGACAGAGGUGCUCUCCGAGAUCGACGCCUUUGGCAAACGAGGAGGACUCGCUGUCCGGGAGCGAAGUGCUGAAAAGCGACAUGGCAGCCUUCAGCGAAUGGUACACCGAGGUGGCUGA